Molecule: messenger RNA, 6933 nt
Organism: Rhizoctonia solani
Lineage: Eukaryota; Fungi; Basidiomycota; Agaricomycetes; Cantharellales; Ceratobasidiaceae
Product: pre-mRNA-processing-splicing factor 8
Exons: 14
Coding region: 1-6933 (2310 amino acids)
Biological process (GO): spliceosomal tri-snRNP complex assembly; mRNA splicing, via spliceosome
Cellular component (GO): catalytic step 2 spliceosome; U5 snRNP
Molecular function (GO): U6 snRNA binding; U5 snRNA binding; U2 snRNA binding
Source: RefSeq, a predicted model, not a curated record
AUGGACUCUAUGCGAAUGCCCUCUGAGGUUCUCGCCCAAAAAUCUCACAAAUGGGUCCAGAUGCAAAACAAACGUUAUGGGGAGAAGCGUAAAGCUGGGUUUAUCGACACCGGCAAGCAGGAUCUUCCCCCGGAGCACGUACGAAAAAUCAUCAAGGAUCAUGGCGACAUGAGCAACCGAAAAUUCCGCAACGACAAGCGUGUCCAUCUUGGCGCGCUCAAAUACGUGCCACAUGCCGUUCUCAAGCUUUUGGAAAACAUUCCGUGCCCUUGGGAGCAAGUCCGCGAAGUGCCAGUGUUGUACCACAUCACUGGUGCUAUUACAUUCGUGAACCAGGUCCCCAGAGUCAUCGAACCUGUCUACCAUGCUCAGUGGGCAUCUAUGUGGCUUGCUAUGCGUCGAGAAAAGCGUGAUCGCCGUCAUUUCAAGCGUAUGCGAUUCCCUCCAUUUGACGACGAAGAACCCCCACUCGAUUAUGGUGACAACAUUCUCGACGUCGACCCGCUCGAAGCAAUUCAACUCGACCUCGACGAAGCGGAAGACAGCCCAAUCUUUGAGUGGUUCUAUGACCACCGGCCACUUGUCGAUACUCCUGCCGUUUCGGGCGAAGCAUAUAAAUUUUGGUCUCUCGAUCUGCCUGUAAUGGCCAACUUGUACCGACUUGGCCGAACCCUCCUUUCCGACCACACCGACUCCAACGCAUCUUAUCUUUUCGACAAAAAAUCGUUCUUUACUGCAAAAGCUUUGAACAUGGCCAUCCCUGGUGGGCCCAAAUUCGAGCCACUUUAUCGCGAUAUGGAAUCUUUUGACGAAGACUGGAAUGAUGGCAUUCCCUCACCUCUACAACUCUCCCCCCGUUCCGUUCAUAUUGCACCCUAUCAUGUCCCCAAAAACGUCUACAUUCGUACAGACGACCCCGAUCUUCCUGCCUUCUAUUUCGAUCCUCUCGUUAACCCUGUAUCUUCACGUGCCGUCGCGCCUAAGAACGCGCCUCUUAUUGCUCACGAGGACGAUAUAUUCGGACCCAACGGCGCGGAUGAUGACGAUUUCGAACUACCAGACGAGGUCGAGCCGUUCCUUACUGAAUCUUCUUUGGAGAACGACUACACAGCCGACGCAAUUGCGUUGUGGUGGGCACCCGCGCCUUACAACACUCGCUCUGGGCGAACACGGCGAGCCCAAGACGUUCCGCUGGUCAAGAAUUGGUACCUGGAACACUGCCCACCUGGCCAGGUUACCAAAGUUCGCGUGUCGUAUCAAAAGUUGCUCAAGUGCUAUGUCCUUAAUGAGCUCAAACAUCGACCGCCAAAGGCUAUGACCAAGAAGUCACUUUUCCGCCAACUCAAGGCAACGAAGUUCUUCCAGACAACGAAGUUGGAUUGGGUUGAGGCCGGUUUGCAGGUUUGCCGACAGGGAUACAACAUGUUGAACCUGUUGAUUCACCGUAAGAAUUUGAACUAUCUGCAUCUGGAUUACAACAUGAACUUGAAGCCCGUCAAAACCCUGACUACCAAAGAGCGCAAGAAGUCUCGCUUCGGAAAUGCAUUCCAUUUAUGUCGUGAAAUUCUCCGCCUUACAAAACUUGUGGUCGAUGCACAUGUGCAGUUCCGUCUCGGCAACGUCGAUGCUUUCCAGCUUGCCGACGCACUCCAGUACAUCUUUGCACAUGUUGGUGCCCUGACUGGCAUGUAUCGUUACAAGUAUAAGUUGAUGCGUCAAGUCCGUAUGUGCAAGGAUCUGAAGCACUUGAUUUAUUACCGCUUCAACACCGGCCCUGUUGGAAAAGGACCUGGCUGUGGUUUCUGGGCACCCGGGUGGCGAGUCUGGCUAUUCUUUAUGCGCGGUAUCGUUCCUCUCCUGGAGCGAUGGCUCGGCAACCUCCUUGCCCGCCAAUUCGAAGGUCGUAACUCCAAGGGUAUUGCGAAGACAGUAACCAAGCAACGCGUCGAAUCUCACUUUGAUCUCGAACUCCGUGCUGCCGUCAUGCAUGAUAUUCUCGAUAUGAUGCCCGAGUCGAUCAAACAGAACAAGGCCAAGACGAUCCUCCAGCAUUUGAGUGAGGCGUGGCGUUGCUGGAAAGCAAACAUUCCUUGGAAGGUACCUGGGAUGCCCACAGCGAUUGAAAACAUCAUCUUGCGUUAUAUCAAGUCCAAGGCAGAUUGGUGGUGCUCCGUUGCUCACUACAACCGCGAGCGUAUCCGUCGUGGCGCUACCGUCGACAAAGCAGUUGUGAAGAAGAACUUGGGCCGUUUGACGCGUCUCUACUUGAAGGCCGAGCAGGAGCGCCAGCACGGAUAUCUCAAGGACGGUCCCUAUAUCAGCUCUGAGGAAGCGGUGGCGAUUUAUACUGCAACCGUGCACUGGCUGGAAAGCCGCAAAUUUGCGCCAAUUCCGUUCCCACCUUUGAGCUACAAGCAUGACACCAAGCUCCUCGUUCUCGCUCUUGAAAAGUUGAAGGAGGCAUAUAGCGUAAAAGGAAGGUUGAACCAAAGCCAGAGAGAAGAGUUGGCAUUGAUAGAACAGGCUUACGAUAAUCCUCAUGAAUGUCUGUCGCGUAUAAAGCGAUUAUUGUUGACUCAACGUGCGUUCAAGGAGUCUGGCAUUGAGUUUUUCGAUACAUACGACAAGCUCAUUCCGUGCUACGACAUUGAACCCGUCGAGAAGAUCACCGAUGCUUACCUUGAUCAAUUCCUAUUCUUCGAAGCUGACAAGCGUGGUCUGUUCCCUGCAUGGAUUAAACCCGCUGAUACAGAGCCUCCUCCACUUCUCGUUUAUAAGUGGUGCCAGGGUAUCAACAACUUGAGCGAGAUUUGGGAGACAAGCGAGGGAGAGUGCAACGUCCUCAUGGAAACCGUCUUGUCGAAAGUGUACGAAAAGAUCGAUUUAACUCUUCUCAACCGACUCUUGCGUUUAAUUUUGGAUCACAAUCUGGCGGAUUAUAUUACAGCAAAGAACAAUACUGUCCUCACUUACAAGGAUAUGGCGCACACCAACGCGUAUGGUCUCAUUCGUGGUCUCCAAUUCUCGGCAUUUGUCUUCCAAUAUUACGGUCUCGUUCUCGACUUGCUCAUCCUCGGCUUGCAACGUGCCAGCGAGAUGGCAGGCCCGCCCCAGCUCCCCAACAACUUCUUACAGUUCCGAGACAGUGCCACUGAAACUCGCCAUCCCAUCCGCCUGUACUCCCGUUACGUCGACCGUAUUCAUAUCCUCUUCCGUUUCACAGCCGAUGAGGCACGCGAUCUUAUCCAACGCUACCUCAGCGCUAAUCCCGACCCGACGAACAAUAACGUUAUUGGGUACAACAACAAGCGAUGCUGGCCGCGUGAUUGCCGUAUGCGUCUGAUCAAGCACGACGUUAACCUCGGUCGAGCGGUCUUCUGGAACGUGAAGCAGAGUUUGCCCAGGUCUCUGACGACAAUCGAGUGGGAUGACACCUUUGUGAGCGUCUACUCCAAGGAUAACCCACAACUCCUUUUCUCGAUGUGCGGAUUCGAAAUUCGUAUCCUACCUAAGAUUCGCACAAUGAGUGGAGAGCAAUUCUCACUAAAGGACGGUGUUUGGAACCUGACAAACGAGCAAACGAAGGAGAGGACAGCUCAAGCGUUCUUACGUGUCUCUGAUGAGGGUAUCCAACAAUUCAAUAAUCGUAUUCGUCAAGUGCUCAUGAGUUCUGGUUCAACUACAUUCUCAAAGAUUGUCAACAAGUGGAACACGGCGAUUAUUGGCCUCAUGACCUACUAUCGCGAGGCCGUCGUUCACACCAACGAGUUGCUGGACGCGCUUGUCAAGGCCGAAAACAAGAUUCAGACCCGCGUCAAGAUUGGGCUCAACUCCAAGAUGCCUUCCCGUUUCCCCCCCGUCGUUUUCUACACUCCCAAAGAACUCGGUGGUUUGGGUAUGUUGUCUAUGGGUCACGUCUUGAUCCCACAAAGCGACUUGAGGUGGUCGAAGCAAACCGAUGUAGCCGUUUCUCACUUCCGCGCCGGUAUGACCCACGAAGAGGAUCAGCUCAUUCCCAAUCUAUAUCGGUAUCUCCAACCAUGGGAGGCUGAAUUCAUGGACUCUGCGCGCGUCUGGUCCGAAUACUCGAUGAAGCGCAAAGAAGCCAAUGCUCAGAACCGCAGGUUGACACUUGAAGAUCUGGAAGACAGUUGGGACCGUGGUAUUCCUCGUAUCAACACCUUGUUCCAAAAGGACCGUCAUACUCUCGCGUACGACAAGGGCUGGCGCGUACGAACCGAUUGGAAACAGUACCAGCUAUUGAAGCACAAUCCCUUCUGGUGGACAUCGCAACGCCACGACGGAAAGCUCUGGCAAUUGAAUAACUACCGUGUCGACGUUAUCGCUGCUCUCGGAGGUGUCGAAGGUAUCCUUGAGCACACUCUAUUCAAGGGAACGUACUUCCCAACUUGGGAGGGUUUGUUCUGGGAGAAAGCAUCUGGUUUCGAAGAGUCGAUGCGCUACAAGAAGCUCACGAACGCCCAGCGAUCUGGUCUUAACCAAAUCCCGAAUCGUCGCUUCACGCUCUGGUGGUCGCCCACGAUUAAUCGCGCAAACGUCUACGUUGGUUUCCAAGUGCAACUCGAUUUGACUGGUAUUUUCAUGCACGGAAAAAUUCCAACUCUCAAGAUCAGCUUGAUCCAGAUCUUCCGUGCCCACUUGUGGCAGAAGAUUCACGAGUCUGUCAUCAUGGACUUGUGUCAGGUAUUCGACCAAGAGCUUGAAGCUUUGCAAAUAGAGACCGUACAGAAGGAAACGAUCCAUCCUCGCAAGUCCUACAAGAUGAAUUCGUCCUGCGCCGACAUCCUCCUCUUCUCGUCGUAUAAAUGGAACAUCUCACGCCCCUCGAUUGUCACUGAUUCCAAGGAUGUUCUCGACGGCACAACCAGCAACAAAUACUGGGUUGAUGUUCAGCUUAGGUGGGGUGACUUCGAUACACACGACAUCGAGCGUUAUGUUCGCUCCAAGUUCUUGGACUACGUGUCAGAUUCAAUGUCGAUCUACCCUUCGCCCACUGGUGUCAUGAUUGGCAUGGACUUGGCAUACAACUUGUGGUCCGCGUACGGCAAUUGGUUCCCUGGCAUGAAACCUUUGAUCCAACAGGCGAUGAGCAAGAUUAUGAAGGCUAAUCCGGCACUUCACGUCUUGCGCGAGCGUAUCCGCAAGGGUCUACAACUCUAUUCGUCCGAACCCACCGAGCCUUACCUUAACAGCCAAAACUACUCCGAACUCUUCUCCAACCAGAUUAUUUGGUUCGUCGACGACACAAACGUCUACCGGGUCACCAUCCACAAAACGUUCGAGGGUAACUUGACCACCAAGCCUAUCAACGGCGCCAUCUUCAUUUUCAAUCCUCGCUCCGGUCAACUCUUUUUGAAGAUUAUUCACACUAGUGUUUGGGCCGGACAAAAACGUCUCGGCCAGCUUGCAAAAUGGAAGACUGCCGAAGAAGUUGCCGCCCUUGUUCGUUCCCUGCCCGUUGAAGAACAGCCCAAACAAGUUAUCGUUACUCGUAAGGGCAUGUUGGAUCCUCUCGAAGUGCACUUGCUCGACUUCCCGAACAUCGUUAUCAAGGGUAGUGAGCUUCAGUUGCCGUUCCAAGCGUGCAUGAAGAUGGAGAAGUUUGGUGAUUUGAUCUUGAGAGCGACCCAACCUCAGAUGGUGCUUUUCAGUCUUUAUGAUGAUUGGCUCAAGUCGAUUUCGAGUUACACCGCGUUCUCUCGCCUCAUCCUUCUGCUCCGUGGUCUUCACGUCAACAACGAGAAAGCGAAGGUUAUCCUCCGCCCCGACAAGAGCACCGUUACCGAACCACACUUUGUCUGGCCGACACUUACCGACGACGAAUGGAUCAAGGUUGAAGUUGCCCUGCGCGAUCUCAUUCUAGCGGACUUUGGUAAACGCAACAGCGUGAACAUUGCUUCCCUCACCGCGAGUGAAAUCCGUGAUAUUAUCCUUGGUCAAGAGAUUGCAGCACCCUCAAUUCAGCGUCAGCAAAUGGCCGAGCUCGAGAAAUCGACCGAGGCGCAAGGACAGGUCACUGCCGUACAAACUCAGACGACCAACAUUCAUGGAGACACUCUUCAAGUUGUCACAACCACCAAUUAUGAACAACAAGUAUUCAGCUCCAAGUCUGACUGGCGCGUUCGUGCGAUUUCGGCGACUCACCUUCCUCUGCGGUUGCAGCACAUUUAUGUAUCGAAUGACGAUGUUAAAGAUGAUGCGGCUAGCUACACUUAUGUCUUGCCCAAGAACGUGCUCCGGGCGUUUAUCACGAAUGCCGACUUGAGGACCCAGGUUGCUGCGUUCUUGUAUGGCUCGAGCCCUGCAGAUAACAAGCAGGUCAAGGAGAUCAAGGCUGUCGUCUGGGUUCCCCAACGGGGAAAUAACAACUCAGUUGAACUUCCGGCCCAACAUCCCAAGCACGAAUUCCUACUUAAAGACCUUGAACCUCUUGGGUGGAUCAAGACCCAAGGCCUAGAUAUCUCUCACCUUUCUCCUACCGAUGUAACCACUCAAGCAAAGAUUAUGGCGGACCACCCUGAAUGGAGCAGCCACUCGAUUUGCCUGAGCUGCUCAUUUACGCCUGGUAGUAUUAGUCUCAGCGCUCACCAGUUGACGGUGGCUGGGUUCGAGUGGGGAAGGAAGAAUCAAGACUCGGGUGUUAAUCCUCAGGGCUUUAAUCCUAAUAUGUCUGAGCGCGUCCAAUUGUUGUUGUCCGAUCGCAUUCUGGGUAUGACACUCACCCCCGAAGGACGAGUAUGGAACUACGGUGUUGGCCUUGCGCAAAUGUGGACCGCCAAUCUUCCAUAUCACGUUGUGCUUGACACGCCUUUACCAUUCUGGGCUGAGCAGCACAGACCGAAUGCAUUCCUUUCAUUUGCAAACUUGGAAACGGGUGACGACAGUGCUGACGUGGAAAACAGCUUUGCUUAG